Molecule: messenger RNA, 2483 nt
Organism: Diachasmimorpha longicaudata
Lineage: Eukaryota; Metazoa; Arthropoda; Insecta; Hymenoptera; Braconidae
Product: deoxynucleoside kinase-like
Exons: 6
Coding region: 695-1873 (392 amino acids)
Biological process (GO): nucleobase-containing compound metabolic process
Cellular component (GO): cytoplasm
Molecular function (GO): ATP binding; deoxynucleoside kinase activity
Source: RefSeq, a predicted model, not a curated record
CCGCCAAACCGAACCCAAAAAAACUCAAGCCGUGACAAUUCCAAAAACGAUCGCAACUGGACCUUCGCUACUCGUGUGGGCCCUCAGCCGGUCCCCGACCUCCGUUGGCCCUCCGGAAGCCGCCCCCAAGUGUCUAAAUACUCGUGAAAACUCGCGGAAACUGAUUCCGUCGCCAGUGAUGUGUUAAACUCCCGUAAAUCGUUAUCUCCCCUAACCUUUUCGCCUCGAUAAUCGGUCGCGCCGAGCUGAAGUCGAAGUACUAUAGGUUACCUGCGAUCACAAAAUAUCCCCUAACCACUCCUGAGUGUCCCUGUCACCCGUAGAGUACGAAAAAUCCAUCGAAACGGCUCAGGGAGCCCGAAAAAUCAGGUGAAAAGCCCUAACAAUCAAGGAAACAGACCGAACCAAGAGUCAUAAAAACUCCUUGAAAAAUUUAAUAAUCACCUGAGGAUGGAAGCAGUGGUUUUAAGGGUCUCGUAGCUGUUGGCACAUGUCCACAACGUUCUGAAUGGGCAUCAACGGGAACCCUCCCCGGUGCCACCCAAUGGGGAAUGCUGAACACGACGAUAAAUCUUGAUUCAUUGAUGAUUCGUUGAUCAUCAGGUGACUCUCACGGCAAUAGUGUAAUUGUGUGGUGACUUGUUGGAUUUCUUGACUUUUUGUGGUUGAUAAAGUGUUUACUAGUGGGAGGAGAAUGGCCUCAAAUAUGGGGAUACAAAUUGGCAAUGCCUGGUUCCAGAGGAAGAUCAACCUCAGGCCACAGCAUCGGGGCGUUCACCUUGUCACUGAGGAAAUACUCAGGCAGGUGCCCGAAUUGCUGCAGUUCUCGGUUGGAUUGUGUCACAUACAGAUUCUCCACACAUCAGCGAGCUUAGCUUUGAACGAGAGCUGGGAUCCUGAUGUCAGGGACGAUAUGGAGAUGAUGUUGAAUAAGAUCAUCCCGGAGGACAUGCCCUACAGACACAGUUGCGAAGGCCCUGAUGACAUGCCUGCCCACGUGAAGGCUUGUUUUCUCGGCUCGUCCCUGAGCAUUCCAAUAACCGAUGGUAAAUUGGCACUGGGCACAUGGCAGGGUGUUUGGCUGUGCGAGCAUCGGAACAAUGCUGGUAGUCGAAGACGUGGAUUCAUAUUAAUCGCAAAAAUGGCGUCCCCCCGGAACCAGAGCAGACGUCCCUUCACUGUGUGCAUAGAAGGGAACAUUGGAAGUGGUAAAACGACAUUUCUAAAUAAUUUCAAGCAGUUCAAUAACACAAUGGUCCUGCAGGAGCCUGUGGAACUCUGGAGAAAUGUCGAGGGGAUGAAUCUUCUGGACUUGAUGUAUAAAGACCCUGGGAGGUAUGCCUGCCUCUUCCAGUCGUACGUGCAGUUGACAAUGCUGCAACUCCACACGAUGAAGUCACCUCUCCCCUAUAAAAUCAUGGAGAGAUCGGUCUACAGUGCUCGCUGCUUCAUCGAGAACAUGAAAAGAACGAAUGUCUUGAAGGAGGUUGAAGCCACUGUACUAGAAAAAUGGUACGACUGGUGUAUCAACCAUGCACUCAUCGAAACAGACUUGAUAGUGUACUUACGAACAACUCCUGACAUCGUCUACAAGAGAAUGCGAGCUCGUGCCCGACAAGAAGAAAACCUCGUCUCAUUGGAAUACCUCGAACAGGUCCACCAAAUCCACGAAGACUGGCUGUACCACAGAACCCUAUUCGAUGUGCCAGCUCCAGUCAUAAUCCUCGAUGCUGACCAGAGCAUGGAGGAGAUGUUCGUGCAGUUCGAGAAGUGCAAGACGAGGAUCUUCGAGCGCUGUAGACAGUCAGAGAGGGAGUCGAGACUGCUCACAUCACCAGUGAGUUCACCAAAAAUCGGAGCAGCAUCCGAAUGAUCAAGCAAUUCUUAAUGGAUCAAAUCCUACUUCACUCGAUAAUUUUCAGUAAUUCUGAGUUUUAUUGGAAAAUUUUUCGCUAGUGUAAAUAGGAAUAAUUUUUGUACUGUAUUACGUGAGCAUUAAAGGGGGGCACGAUUUCUCUUUUUUUAACGCAUUAGUUUGUACACUAAGAACUUGAAAAGUUCUGGUUUAGUCAAUUUUUCACUGAAUUUAUUUCUGACUUAAUUAAUAUUUAUAGGGUUAAGUGUAAUUGCGAUAUGUAUUACUGUGACGAGUUCAUAUCACUCGCAUUUGAUGAUGAAUUAUUUUAGUGAGAUGGGAAAGAUUGUUGAAUUCGCAAUGAAGUGGUAAACAGAAUUGCGCUCUAUUGAUUAAUUUUAACUCUGCAAUUACAACACAAAAAUUUCAAAUUAUUAUUAUUAUUAUUUCCUUUAAGUAGUUCCAAGAAUAUUUACCAAGAAAUUACGACUGAUUCAAAAAAAUUGACCAAAUAUCCAGAGAUGAAGAAUUCGUACUUUCACUCAAUAAAUUAUAUUUUUGGAUAAAUCAUAUCGACACGGUUAAAAAAAAACGUUUAUUCAAUAAAAAUAUAGUCAAACAGUAACAA